Molecule: messenger RNA, 2046 nt
Organism: Microstroma glucosiphilum
Lineage: Eukaryota; Fungi; Basidiomycota; Exobasidiomycetes; Microstromatales; Microstromataceae
Product: Zn-dependent exopeptidase
Exons: 3
Coding region: 104-1858 (584 amino acids)
Biological process (GO): proteolysis
Molecular function (GO): metallocarboxypeptidase activity; zinc ion binding
Source: RefSeq, a predicted model, not a curated record
ACUCGGCCCUGGUGAAUUCCAAAUGCUCAUGGACGCCUUGACCUCGUGACCAUCCAUCCUCGUCCACGAUACCCUCCAGAACAUCAUCAUACUCUCCCUCACCAUGGCGGCAUGGUCACAUCGCCGCCCCAGGGCAUCCUCAUCGUCGUACUCGACGCAGCGCAAGGCAGCUCUCCUAGCAGGACUCUUUUGCCUUGCCCGUAUCUGCGUCGCUUCGCCUCUAACUGAACACCAGCAGCAGCAGCAGCAGCAGCAGCAGCAGCAGCAAGUCGCCUUCGAUGCCCACCUUAACCAGGCGACAAGUGCAGAAUAUAGCGAUGGCGUAGCCUGCAUAGGUCAUGACUUCAGCACCUGCAGAUUUGCCUCCUCUCCCUCCUCUUCCUCCUCCUCCUCCUCGAGCUCGUCUGCGUCGAGCUCAUCACUCAAUCUUCAUCGCAUGUGCAUCCCCUCCUCACAGUCCUCGCAAUGGGCCACCUCGGUCCUUCCGGCCUUUGAGGCGCUCGCAAUCAGAGAAAGAGAUCUUCCCCUGGACAUAUGGAAGUAUCCAUACAGGAUGCACCUGGUCUACCCCGAUAACGGCGAGCCUGAGGAGGAGGACAAAGAAUGCAUCGUCUUUACCUAUCCUAGCUCCGAUCUGGCCGAGGCUCACCUCGAUGACCUCGUAAGCAAUCUGCCUGUCAGCUCAGUGCUGAGCUGGCAGCUUCUGGCCGACAACGAAGAGCUGGCGAGAAGAGUGGAGGAACAGAAGCGCCAAAGUCUACCAAAGGAAGACACAUCAACGUCCGAAGAGGAGCAAGAGGAGGGGGAAGAAGAGGAUGAUGUAGCCAUUGCAGGGCGUAAGGCGAGGAAGAGUAAAGGGAGGAAAACCAAAGGCGGGCGCAAAGACAAGCAGACAAAGAUUGUGGAUGACCAUUUCCACAAUGGCUACCACGCGCUGGAAAAUAUCACUGCUUUCCUAUCAUAUCAAGCCUCUCAAAGACCACAGGUCAUCGAGCUCGUGGAUAUGGGCCUGACGUACGAGAACAGGACCAUCCAGGCUGUGAGGCUGGGCAAGAAGCAUGGACGUCAUGGCCAGCCAAAGAAGGAGAUUGUCAUUACUGCUGGGAGUCAUGGACGAGAGUGGGUGACUACCUCCACCUCCCUCUACCUCCUCUCUGCGCUGCUCGAGCCCUCUUCUGCCCCUCUCCUCGAGACUUUCUCAGUGCUCAUCAUCCCCACGCUCAACCCAGACGGCUACGCCUACACCUGGACCACGGAUCGUUUCUUCCGCAAGAACCGCCAACUGGUCUCGGAGCACCGCGAUUGGCUGGGCCGCAAGUGCUACGGAAUGGACAUUGCUCGCUCUUUUCCCACGAAUUUCAAGCCGGCUCUUCCCGGCUCAUGCGGACCCACAUACGCAGGUACCACCCCGCUCCAGUCAGCGGAGAGUCAAGCGCUAGCCUCAUACCUCCGCAACGAGACAAACGAGGUCAUUGCGUACGUGGACCUACAUUCCUACGGGCAGCUCCUCCUCUACCCCUGGAUGUCCUGCCGUCCUUCCUCCGGCGACGGACCAGACAUGCCCGACGAAGAAGACCUAUCCGAGCUCGCCCUCGGCGCUGCACGCGAGGGACGCUACGCCCACAACAAAGCCUACCGUGCAGGCCGUGGCUGUCAGACAAUGUACAAUCAAGACGGCUCUUCGGUUGAUUUCGCUCACGAAGAGGCACGCAUCAAGUGGAGUUUUGAGCUGGAAUUGAGAGAUGAAGGGAGCUAUGGAUUCACACUGCCGCCGGAGAUGAUUAGGCCGACAGGAGAGGAGAGCUGGAGGAUGAUCAAGUACCUGAUGCGCUUUGUACAGGAAAAGGAAAAGCUCUAGGCUGUGGCCGGGGCUGUGGCUGGGGGACCAACACAUCUUGGAAAAUGAGCGACAAGAAGGGAGGCGGAGGGAAUACGUUGGAGAGAGGGAGGCGUCAAGAGCGCUUUGCUUAUCCAUGUCACUGCUAUAUUCGUAGUCACCACGGUCUUUUCACGUAGGCGCUUCUAAUUGGAUUCGUUUGCUCAUCA